Molecule: messenger RNA, 6972 nt
Organism: Coregonus clupeaformis (lake whitefish)
Lineage: Eukaryota; Metazoa; Chordata; Actinopteri; Salmoniformes; Salmonidae
Product: phosphatidylinositol 4-kinase alpha-like
Exons: 53
Coding region: 167-6463 (2098 amino acids)
Biological process (GO): phosphatidylinositol phosphate biosynthetic process; phosphatidylinositol-mediated signaling
Cellular component (GO): plasma membrane; cytoplasm
Molecular function (GO): 1-phosphatidylinositol 4-kinase activity
Source: RefSeq, a predicted model, not a curated record
AACAGUUUAAGAACCAAACGGAAGCAAACGGAACUAAACGGUGAGAGACUACCUGAAUCUGUCCAAUAGAAAUUAUCUUUUGGGGUUUCCGUUUGGAGUGUACGGUUACGUUUUGUAACAGAAUCGGUGUAAUGAUUACACCCCUGUUUCGCAUAGUGGGGUAAACAUGUCGGUGACGGGUUGCGGAACGAGAGGGUUUUACUUCAAUACGGUUCUGUCUCUAGCCCGGUCUCUGGCUACACACAGACCUGCACCAGUUGAAAAGAUCCAGAAGCUGCAAUGCAUGUGCCCUGUGGAGGUGAGGGGUGCCUUCACCCUUGACUUGCGUCGCAGAGAUGCUGUCAUAGCUCUCGCUGUCUUCCUCGUGGAGUCUGACUUACAGCACAAGGAAACAGUUGUUCCUUACUUGUUGACCCUACUGAGGGGAUUGCCAAGGGUCCAAUGGAUCGAGGAGAGCUCGGGAAAGAAAGGAGGGGAGGCCCUCCCCAUUGCGGAGAACUUUAGCUUCUGUCUGGUGACCCUGCUGGCUGAUGUGGCCCAGAGAGACCCAGACUCCAGAACCCAGAUUCUGGAGGCUGUUAUGGAGGUAAUGCAUGGGUUUCUGGAGAUGUGCCAGACUCCAGAGAACCACGACAAAGUCUACCUGUGCAGGUACAUCUUUCCCUGCCUGCUGGGUGUGAUCCGGGCAUUUGGUCGCUACAGCAACACGGAGGAGGCCCUGCUGUCCAAACUUUUCCCUCGAGGGGUGCCACAGACACCUCGCGUCAGCGAGGAACCGGAAGGAAUACGGCGGAGGUCCUUCAACGACUUCCGCUCCAUCAUGCCCAACUCCCUGCUCACCGUGUGUCAGGGGGAUACGAUCCACAGGCGCACAUGCACCGCCACGGACACCUCACAGGUCAGUCCGGACCCAGCAGGCCAGUCCCCCUGCUCCCCUACAGGUCCUGGCCUACACUACUUUGAAGGUUCCUAUCUUCCUGACGGUAGCGCAGUGGACCCAGACUACUACUUCAUGACUGUUAGCUCCAGCUUUUCCGUGUCUCCUCUCUUCAUCAGGGAGGGCGAGGGGGAGAUGGAGGUGCCUGUGGAUCUGCUCAGACAGCUCCUCAGCAUGGUGAAGAGCUUUUUGUCUGACUCCUUCCUGAAAACACUGGACGCCACAAUGGUGGAAGUCACUGAGGCUAAUCCUAGUAUGAAUUUAUACUACAAAACCUUCAGUGAUCCUCUCUACGUCUGCAUGUUCAAAAUGCUGAGGGACGCCCUGUAUUACAUUAAAGCCCUCCACCCGGGGUUCGUCAGGGAGGUGCACGACUUUGUGCUGGAGCAGUUCAGCAGCAGCCAGUCCGAGCUGCAGAGGGUGCUCCAUGAUGCAGGGGGGCUGCCGGGGGAGCCCAACCCUCUUAAACUCCGUUGCCAGGCCAACGCAGCCUGCGUGGACCUCAUGGUGUGGGCCGUGAAAGACGAGCAAGGAGCCGAGAAUCUGUGCAUCAAACUUUCCGAGAAGCUGCAGUCUAAGACCUCCAGUAAAGUCAUUAUCGCACACAUGCCCCUCCUCAUCUGCUGUCUACAGGGUCUAGGGCGGCUGUGUGAGAGGUUUCCAGUGGUAGCCCACUCAACCACCACAUCGCUCAGAGACUUCCUGGUUGUGCCCUCCCCGGUCCUCGUCAAGCUCUACAAAUACCACAGCCAGUACAAUGCAGCGGCGGCGGCAGAGAUCAGGAUCAACGUGACCAAUGAGCAUUCUCAGUCCACCUUCAACAUCCUGUCUCACAGGAAGGACCAGCCAUCCAUGUAUGAACAGCUCCGGGACAUCUCCAUCAACAACAUCUGCAGGUGUUUGAAGGCAGGGUUGACUAUGGACCCAGUCAUUGUAGAGGCUUUCCUGGCCAGCCUGUCCAACCGUCUCUACAUCUCCCAGGAGAAUGACAAAGAGGCCCACCUGAUCCCGGACCACACCAUCAGGGCACUGGGUCACAUCGCGGUGGCUCUGAGGGACACUCCCCGAGUCAUGGAGCCCAUCCUGCAGAUCCUGCAGCAGAAGUUCUGCCAGCCGCCCUCCCAGCUCGAUGUGCUCAUCAUAGACCAACUGGGCUGCAUGGUCAUCACAGGCAAUCAAUACAUCUACCAGGAAGUUUGGAACCUGUUCCAGCAGAUCAGUGUGAAAGCCAGCUCAGUGGUGUACUCCGCCACUAAGGACUACAGAGACCAUGGAUACAGACACUGCUCCCUGGCUGUGAUCAAUGCUCUGGCCAAUAUCGCGGUCAACCUCCAACAGGGGGAGCUACUUAUCGAUGAGCUAAUGGUCAAUCUGCUGGAGCUGUUUGUCCAGCUGGGACUGGAGGGCAAGAGAGCCAGCGAGAGGGCCUCAGACAAGGGCCCUGCGUUGAAGGCAUCCAGCAGUGCAGGCAACCUUGGGGUCCUUAUCCCAGUCAUCGCUGUGCUGACCAGACGGAUGCCGCCAAUCAUUGAGGCUAAGCCCCGCCUUCAAAAGCUUUUCAGGGACUUCUGGCUGUACUCUGUGGUCAUGGGCUUUGCCGUGGAGGGCUCGGGUCUAUGGCCAGAGGAGUGGUAUGAGGGAGUGUGUGAGAUCGCCACCAAGUCUCCUCUCCUGACUUUCCCUAGCGGUGAACCACUCCGCUCCGAACUACAGUACAACUCUGCCCUGAAGAAUGACACAGUCACACCGGCUGAGCUGAGUGAUCUGCGAUCCACCAUCAUCAACCUGUUGGACCCCUCCCCUGAAGGAUCUGCUCUCAUCAACAAACUAGACUUUGCCAUGUCGACGUACCUACUGUCUGUCUACAGGCUGGAGUACAUGAGGAUGUUGCGUUCUAACGACGCAGACAUAUUCCAGGUGAUGUUCCGGUACUUUGAGGACAAAGCCAUCCAGAAGGACAAAUCUGGUAUGAUGCAGUGUGUGAUCUGUGUUGGUGAUAAAAUCUUCAAUGUCUUCCUACAAAUGAUGGCUGAGAAGCCCAAGACCAAAGAACACGAGGAGGAGUUGGAACGUCACGCCCAGUUCUUAUUGGUCAACUUUAACCACACCCACAAGAGGAUCCGCCGAGUGGCCGAUAAAUACCUCUCUGGAUUGGCUGAAACAUUCCCCCACCUGCUGUGGAGUGGGCGCGUGUUGAAGACCAUGUUGGACAUCCUACAGACUCUCUCUCUGUCUCUCAGUGCUGACAUCCAUAAGGACCAGCCGUACUAUGACAUCCCAGACACCCCUCACAGGAUCACUGUCCCAGACACCUACGAGGCCAGAGAGAGCAUAGUGAAAGACUUUGCAGCUCGCUGUGGGGAGAUCCUCAAGGAGGCCAUGAAGUGGGCUUCUUCUGUCACCAAGUCCCACCUACAGGAGUACCUGAACAAGCACCAAAACUGGAUAUCAGGUCUGUCCCAGCACACUGGCCUGGCUAUGGCUACUGAGAGCAUACUGGACUUUGCUGGCUACAACAGAGAGAGCACAUCACUGGGGACGAUCCAGCUGACUGAGAGACCAGCGUGUGUGAAGAAGGACUACUCCAAUUUCAUGUCCUCCCUCAACCUGAGGAAUCGCUACACUGGAGAGGUGGCAGGUAUGAUCCAGUUCGCCGAGGCGACCCACAGCCAGUCAGACCUGAGCAAACUGAUGGUGAAACAGAUGACAGACGCCCUUUCCUCCAAAGUCCCAGAAUCCUUCUCUCAGGCCAUGUUCAAAAUGUCUGCCUUGCUCAUCAGUCACAAAGACUAUGACCCCCAGCUCCUGCACCACCUGUGCUGGUCUCCCCUGAAGAUGUUCACAGAGCAUGGGAUGGAGACUGCCAUCGCCUGCUGGGAGUGGUUCCUCGCCGCACGCAACGGACUGGAAGUCCCGUUUAUGCGCGAGAUGGCCGGGGCGUGGCAGAUGACAGUGGAGCUGAAGAUGGGCUUGUUCGGAGAGGCCCAGGUGGAGGCUGACCCGCUGGCUGCCUCAGAGGAGAGCCAGCCCAUCCCCUGUCCCCCCAUCGUCACCCCACACAUUCUAUGGAUAGAGUUCCUGGUGCAGAGGUUUGAGAUCGCCAAGUACUGCAGUGCCGACCAGGUGGAGAUCUUCACCACUGUCCUGCAGAGGUCGCUAUCGCUCAGUGUCGGAGGGGCCAAGAACAGUCUCAACCGCCACGUAGCGGCCAUAGGACCCCGAUACAGGUUGUUGACUCUAGGUCUAAGUAUCCUACAUGCGGACGUGGUCACUAAUGCCACCAUUAGAAAUGUCCUCCGAGAGAAGAUCUACUCCACCGCAUUCGACUACUUCAGCGUUGCUCCUAAGUUCCCCACCCAGACAGAGAAGAGACUGAGGGAGGACAUCAGUAUCAUGAUCAAGUUCUAUGCCAGUCUGCUGUCGGACAAAAAGUAUAUUGCUGCCACCCAGCUGGUGCCCCCAGACCCCCAGGACAUGUCAGUGAACAGUCUCUCUGUUGCCAUGGUGACAGACAGCCGGAGCAGUCUAGAUGCCGCAGUAGGCCAGAGACAGCAGGCGGCUCAGGGCUGGAUCAACACAUACCCACUGUCUUCUGGCAUGUCCACCAUAUCCAAGAAAUCAGGACUGUCUAAGAAGAGCAAUAGAGGGUCACAGCUGCACAAGUACUACAUGAAGAGGAGGACCCUGCUACUGGCCCUGCUGGCCAGUGAGAUCGAACGGUUGACUACAUGGUACAACCCUCUGUCCACGCCGGAGUUGGCCAUCGCUACAGAACAGUCCGUGGAGACCAGCAUCGCCAACUGGAGGUCCAAGUACAUCAGCCUGAGUCAGAAACAAUGGAAAGACCAUGUCAACCUGGCCUGGAGUAUAGCUCCUUAUCUGGCCCUGCAGCUGCCUGCAAGGUUUAAGAACACUGAGGCCAUUGUGGCGGAGGUGACUCGUCUGGUGCGUUUGGACCCAGCGGCUGUGUGUGACGUACCUGAGGCCGUCAAGUUCCUGGUGACGUGGCACACCAUCGAUGCAGACUCUCCAGAGCUGAGCCAUAUCCUGUGUUGGGCUCCCGUCGACCCCCCAACUGGCCUCUCCUACUUCUCCUCCAUGUACCCCCCGCACCCCCUCACGGCUCAGUAUGGGGUGAAAGUACUGCGCUCCUUUCCCCCGGAUGCCAUCUUGUUCUACAUUCCUCAAAUAGUUCAAGCCCUCCGCUAUGACAAGAUGGGCUAUGUGAGAGAGUACAUCCUGUGGGCGGCUCAGAAGUCUCAGCUGCUGUGUCACCAGUUCAUUUGGAACAUGAAGACAAACAUCUACCUAGACGAGGAGGGACACCAGAAAGACCCUGACAUAGGGGAAUUACUCGAACAGAUGGUCGAGGAGAUCACUGGUGCUCUAUCCGGUCCGGCUAAAGACUUUUACCAGAGAGAGUUUGACUUCUUCAACAAGAUCACCAACGUGUCUGCCAUCAUCAAGCCCAUCCCUAAGGGAGACGAGAGGAAGAGAGCCUGUCUGAGGGCUCUGUCGGACAUCCAGGUCCAGCCAGGCUGUUACCUGCCCAGUAACCCAGAGGCCAUAGUACUGGACAUAGACUACAAGUCUGGGACUCCCAUGCAGAGUGCUGCCAAAGCUCCUUACCUGGCCAAGUUCAAAGUCAAGAGGUGUGGAGUCAGUGAGCUGGAGAAAGAAGGUCUGCAGUGUAGGUCAGACUCUCUGGACGAGGCUGACAGUGAGGAGGAGGUCCAGAGGAUCUGCUGGCAGGCAGCCAUCUUUAAAGUGGGCGACGACUGCAGACAGGACAUGCUGGCUCUGCAGAUCAUCGGUCUGUUCAAGAACAUCUUUCAGCUGGUGGGACUGGACCUGUUUGUUUUCCCCUACAGAGUGGUGGCUACCGCCCCCGGGUGCGGUGUGAUUGAGUGUAUUCCAGACUGUAAGUCCCGCGACCAGCUGGGAAGACAGACAGACUUUGGGAUGUACGACUACUUCAGGAACCAGUACGGAGACGAGUCCACUCUGGCAUUCCAGAAGGCGCGGUACAACUUCAUCCGCAGUAUGGCAGCCUACAGCCUGUUGCUCUUCCUACUCCAGCUCAAAGACCGACACAACGGCAACAUCAUGCUGGACAGCCAUGGACACCUCAUCCACAUUGACUUUGGCUUCAUGUUUGAGAGUUCUCCGGGCGGUAACCUGGGCUGGGAGCCGGACAUCAAGCUGACCGAUGAGAUGGUGAUGAUCAUGGGAGGCAAGAUGGAGGCCACGCCCUUCAAGUGGUUCAUGGAGAUGUGUGUGAGGGGAUACCUUGCUGUCAGGCCCUACAUGGAUGCUGUGGUUUCCUUGGUAACACUGAUGCUGGACACUGGCCUGCCCUGCUUCAGAGGACAGACUAUCAAACUGCUCAAGCAGCGGUUCAAUCCGUGUGUGAGUGAGAAAGAGGCUGCUGCAUUUAUCAUCAAAAUCAUCCAGAGCUGCUUCCUCAGCAGCAGGAGCAAAACCUACGAUAUGCUCCAGUACUACCAAAAUCAGAUCCCAUACUAAGCUUGUGUGCCUAAGUGUGUGAGUGUGUAGUAAGUGCAUUGUUGGGUGUGUUGUAUUUUAGUGUCAGUCGGUAGAUGUUGGUGACAGUGUAUGUUUUUUGUUGUUGUUGGUUGCUAGAUGUUGCCGAUUGUGGGUGUGUCUUGCUUCUCAUUCACCCCAAUCCUCCACCCCUUCUCUUUUCUCCUACCUUCAUUUUCAUCCCCCUGUUUUCCUGUGUUGCUGAAAUCUUGAUUUCUUUGCACAUGUAGAGAAAACUGUUUACUGUAAUGACCUGCACAUUUAGAGAAUGAACAUUUAAAAAAGUUUUUGUCAAUUUUUUAAGAUUUAUAAUAUUUCUUUAUUUGCUUCAUUCUGAAACUCUUGAUGUCUCUCUGGGUUUGACAAUAUGUAUGUUUAAAGAUAAUUGGUGCUUCUUGUUUAAUGGACCAAUCAGAGUUCUGGAAUCUGUGGACAUGCUACUAUUGGACUGCUUGUAUGAUGAAACACUAAGGGGUAACCUUAUGGAGGGG